Salmo salar (Atlantic salmon) is the source of this 5145-nucleotide messenger RNA. RefSeq names its product SPNS lysolipid transporter 2, sphingosine-1-phosphate (gene spns2). Gene Ontology annotation, molecular function: transmembrane transporter activity; sphingolipid intramembrane carrier activity. The record is from RefSeq and is a predicted model, not a curated record. Lineage: Eukaryota; Metazoa; Chordata; Actinopteri; Salmoniformes; Salmonidae. Gene Ontology annotation, biological process: lipid transport; sphingosine-1-phosphate receptor signaling pathway; transmembrane transport. Gene Ontology annotation, cellular component: membrane.
ACUUCAUGGUACUCAGGGAAAAACCUAAGGAGCGCAAGAGCCGGUCAGUGCUGUCAGUGUGCUGGUAAAAUGAGCCAUAUCGAGACGCGACUCCCUCUCAAACGCUUAACAAGACGACAUCUUCAACGCGUCUAAUCUUGUAUUGCGAGUAAUCACAGCUGGAGAUUUUUAACCGUUUACUAGGCGUCCUAACGUUGAUCGAUCGUUUCCUUCUGUGCGUUGUGGCUGAUUCUCUGUUGCGCUGGAUCUGUCGUGUCAGAAGAUGUGUGUGGAGAGCGAUGGAUGCGAGAUAGAGGGCUGCAGCAGUUCUGAUGAGGUGCACACUCUCUCGGGCAGCAUGAGUCCUGGACUGAAAUCCAACCCGGACCUCCAUCCCUGCAAGCCCGGGCAGAAAUUCCGAGCCGCGCUGCUCAGAUGCCGGUCUCCGGCGGCUGCGGCUGGGAUUCUCAGUUUUGGGAAUGUGCUCAAUUACAUGGACAGAUACACUGUGGCAGGGGUUUUGCUCGACAUCCAGAGACACUUCAAUGUAUCGGACAGUGGAGUGGGCUUGUUGCAAACAGUUUUCAUCUGCAGUUUCAUGGUGGCGGCGCCCAUCUUCGGUUACCUGGGCGACCGUUUCAACAGGAAGAUCAUCCUGAGCUGUGGCAUCUUCUUCUGGUCCGCCGUCACCCUCUCCAGCUCCUUCAUCACCAAAGAGUAUUACUGGCUGUUCGUCCUGUCCCGAGGCCUGGUGGGGAUAGGUGAAUCCAGCUACUCCUCCAUCUCUCCUACAAUCAUCGGAGACCUCUUCACCAAUAAUAGCCGAACCAUGAUGCUCUCAGUCUUCUACCUGGCUAUCCCCCUGGGAAGCGGGCUAGGCUACAUCCUGGGCUCCAGUGCAAAGGAGGCUGCAGGAGACUGGCACUGGGCAUUGAGGGUAUCUCCAGUGCUGGGGAUGACAGCAGGGACCCUGAUCCUGUUCUUCGUGCCUGAGCCAAAGAGAGGCCAUGCUGACCAGCUAGGAGGGCGCAUCAAACAUCGCACCUCCUGGCUCUGUGACAUGAAGGCCCUGGCCAAGAACCGUAGCUAUGUGUUCUCCUCCCUGGCGUCUGCUGCGGUGUCAUUUGCCACGGGGGCAUUUGGCAUGUGGAUCCCUCUCUACCUGUUCAGGGCUCAGGUGGUACAGAAGACAGCAGAGGCCUGCACUAAAGACAUCUGCAGCAGCAAGGACAGUCUGAUCUUUGGUGCAAUCACGUGUGUUACGGGGCUGUUGGGGGUGGUGAUCGGGGCGGCCACCACCCGCCUGUGUCGUCAGAAGACUGAGCGGGCGGACCCCCUGGUGUGCGCCGUCAGCAUGCUGGGCUCAGCCAUCUUUGUCUGUCUCAUCUUCGUUGUGGCCAAGAAGAGCAUCAUAGGAGCUUAUGUCUGUAUCUUCAUAGGGGAAACACUGCUCUUUCUGAACUGGGCCAUCACGGCGGACAUUUUAAUGUAUGUUGUCAUCCCGACUCGGAGGGCCACAGCAGUUGCCUUCCAGGGCUUCACUUCCCAUCUCCUGGGGGAUGCUGGAAGCCCAUACCUCAUAGGCCUGAUAUCGGACGCCCUCCAGAAGAGCUACACUAGGUCGGUGCUAUGGCAGUUCCUCAGUUUGGGUUAUGCCCUCAUGCUCUGUCCCUUCGUCAUCGUCCUGGGUGGCAUGUUCUUCCUGGCAACCGCCCUCUUCUUCCUCGACGACAGGGACAAAGCAGAGAAACAAUUGGCAGCAAUGACGCGACCACCCUCCUCAGUAAAGGUAUGACAAGGUCUCCUGAGGAGGGGCCGUCCUUGGGAGGAAGCAGAGGCUCUGCAUGCUGCGCUGAACGAGGGAGGAUGAAAGAGAGAGAGAGAGAGAGAGAGAGAGAGAGGCAGCUGAUCCACGUCUUUAUACCCAAGCCAUCCACCUUUAACUUCUUCGUCCUCACCACCCUCAUCAUUACUUUUCUUAUUCAACAUGUUGUGUGGAGGCUGUUACUGUUUAUAACUGGAAAGAGGGAGCACUUUGUUUAACCCUAUAGAAGCCUCUGUCACACCACUCCAUGGACUGGCCAAUCACACAAAGCAGUGUGCUGAAGCCAGCCAAUCGGCUCGGCAGCUGAUGGCUUCUGACCUUUUCGGGUUGUCUACUAAGAGCGAGUCACAGAACCACCUGGCCCCUCCCCCAGUGCUAUACUACUGAAUGCUGAACAUGGACCUGCCCUAUCUGUCUGUCCGUCCAUCUGUCUGUAUGUCUGUCUGUCACAUGGCCUGUCAAUCUGCACCAAGUGCAAUAUCAUGACAUUCCACCACACAGAGGUUCUGCACUGACUGCCGUCACUAUAACAACCACCACAACCAUCAAAAACAGGAAGUCACUUAAAGGCCAAAAAAUGUAAAAAUAGUGAACAAAGUCAGUUUCCCCAUUUCUCUCUCUCCAUCCACCAUGACAGUCAGGUCUGAUGAUCCAUCCAGCCAGCCUUAAGACUUUGAGCUUAUACAUUAAUGACACACAGUGCAGGCAGGUUUCUUAUUUUCUUUUCAUCCCCCCUUCCGUGUUAUAUUUUGUUUCUGUCUUUUUAGCACUUAUAUUAAAACAGUGCCGGCCACACCGUACCAUACUCAGUAAGUGAUCAAAGAUUUUUUUAUUCUACUAUGUGAUUUUUUUAUUAUUUUUUUUAUUUCACCUUUAUUUAACCAGGUAGGCAAGUUGAGAACAAGUUCUCAUUUACAAUUGCGACCUGGCAGUGAUGUUGGAUAUAAAACUGGAGGUUAUUCUUGAUUGCCUAUGAUUGUUUCAGUAGGCUUAAGGUGAGACCUCCCCAGCUCAUUAAUGAAAGGACACUGGAGUAGUACAUGUUUUAUAGUUAUUCUAAUGUAAAUGUUUUUAUUUAAAAAAUAUAUAUAUGUAAAUGCUCCAUUUUAACCUAUAGAAGCAGUUUUGAAGGGGUGAACGAUAUACUUGUUUUUACCCUGCUUUGAAGGGAGCAAUGCAUUCUAUACAGUGGGAGAAGGAGCCUAGCAUGCAUUGGCCAUAUCUGUGAACAAUGUUCCUUUUAACAAAUUUAUCUCAGAUGGUUGGAUUUGAGGUUCCGGACUGGAUACACCACCCACAUUGAAAGAGAGUGACAGUGGCACCUUUUAAUGGUGGAUAAGAUUCACUAUCCCCAACCAGUCACAAUAGCUGUCUUUGUGCACACACAGGGAUUAUUUUACCCCUUGAGGAUAUCCCAUUCCCGGAGUUGAGGAAAGAAAAGGACACGUAAAAAAGAGGGAGCCUCAGUCGGUUGUAGUCAUAAGUUAAUUAGUCACAGAAAUCAAACCCUUCGAAAGGCAUCAUAUUGCCCAGGUUAAAUUGGAGGAGUUUUUACCCUUGUUCACCCUCAAAUGGGGGCUAGGAGUUGUGGCAUUGGAAAAAAGCACUGCUUUCAUAGGAUACAGAAGGAAAUACAUGUUUUAUCUCUGAUUCACUAUGUACACAAUGGAGAUGAUGCUUUACUGCCUAUGUCAUAUACUAAUAGACCAUUCUAUGCAUCAGUUUGGGCAUCAUAUUUGACAGUUUGUGCAAUAUCAUGCAAUCUACUCUAACAUAAUAUGUCAAAGAGGAAGACAAUAAUAAUUUUUUAGGACGAAUUCUGUACUUUACAACGCGACGAAAGCAACUUUUCUCCAACACACAACUCUACAAAAGGAAUAUGUGGUUUCAUAUUUUCUAUUGAAAGGAAAGCACCUUGUAGAACUUGAUGUGGAAAUGUUGUGAUAGAUUGAAUUCAUUGGAUAGGCUUUGAGAUGGUUAUUGUGUAGUAACGUAUGGGUCUGGCUCAUCUUGGCUUGGUGUGUGUGUGUGGGGGGGGGGGUCAUGGGAUGAUGGAUGUGUCUCUAUUGCCAGUUAAUUUGUCUCAGCUUCCCUCGCUCGAUCUGUGACCCAAAUGGUACCCUAUCAAGUGCACUACUUUUGACCAGGGCCCAUAGGGCUCUGAUCAAAGUAGUGCACUAUAUAGGGUAUUAUUUCAGAAGCAGACAUAAACUGUGAGGAGGAGAGCUCUCUGAAUGUGAUUCUAUCCGACCUGAUGUGUUUACUCAGCAACAUCAUCUUAAUCAAGUUUCUUAUCUUUCUUUUCUUUCUUUUAUGGACUUUCUUUUUAUACAAAUUAGUUUUAUAUAUGACUGCAAUAGAGAUAUAUAGCUAUAUUAUUCAGCAAUUUUAAUAUAUUGUAAAUGAUGGCUUGGAUGCAAUGUAUUUAUUUGUUUGUUAAUGAAGAUUGAAGAAGAAUCUGUAAAGGGAAGUUGAUGUUUUAAGUAUACUCUUAAGUAUAUACUUUAUUGUCUCUUUGGGUUAAGAAAGGCUCCUACGUAUAUGUUCAUCAUAUUGUAUUGCAAUGAAACAACACAAUACCUUUUUACAUCACUGAGAAUCCUUGUGUUUACUGUGAUCAUGAAUUGGAUAUCACACACACACGCAAACGCACAGACACACACGAACACAUACACAGGGAACUGCAUCGUUAACCGUUUUAUAACCGAACUAUUGUUCUAUGCUCUAUUGCUCAAUGCUUCAUUUUGUAUUUUCAAGUGUCGCUUCUUUUUCUAGACCAACAAAUCAAAGUAUUUUGCACGUUAAUUUUCAUUUGAUUGAGAAGGUGAUAUUCAGGGAUUUAUUUGUAACCCAUAACUGGCAUGUUGUUCUAGAAUCCACUUCACACAUUCUAUAGAACUCUGUAGAACACUCUCGCACAGAACACUUUCAUGCUGGCAUUCUGUCUUAGAACAACAGUAGAGGGGCACAUAGUUUUGUUUGGAUGGGUUAUGAAUGGAGGUUCACACAAUUCCAAAUUGAUAUAAUUUAGAUCAAAUAUCCUUUAGAAGUAAAAACAUAAUUUGUAUGGAGUAAUUCUAUUUGAAUAAUCACAGGAGUGAUGUAUUGAGAAUGUGCUCUUUCUUGUCAUACAAGAAUCAUGUAAAAAGAGGCCUAUUUCUGAUAUUGAGCAGAAAUCAGAGGUUAUUUUUAUUUUUAGAAUAACUGUGUUAAAAAUAAGUGAAAAAGAAAAUACAAGCGAUCAACAAAAUCAUUCUAGAACUUAACUGUGACACUCCCUCGGGGGGUGAUAUGAAAUGUACACCUAUAUGUAAAUGAUCAAAUAAACGUAUUUAAUCAAA